Castor canadensis (American beaver) is the source of this 369-nucleotide messenger RNA. Its product is annotated as histone H2B subacrosomal variant-like. Gene Ontology annotation, molecular function: structural constituent of chromatin; protein heterodimerization activity; DNA binding. The record is from RefSeq and is a predicted model, not a curated record. Lineage: Eukaryota; Metazoa; Chordata; Mammalia; Rodentia; Castoridae. Gene Ontology annotation, cellular component: nucleosome.
AUGGCCAGAUCCGUCAUCCAAAAGCACAGAUCCAUCAGACGACAUGUAAGCUCAAUCUACAGAAAGAAGUCAUAUUGCAGAGUCCAUUUUGGCCAUAGAAACUAUUCACUCUAUGUAAACAAGGUCCUCAAGGAAGUUGUUCCCCAUGGGGGCAUAUCAUCUCGUACCUUCAACGUCAUGAACAUCCUGAUCAAUGACAUCUUUGCACGCAUUGCUAUGGAAGCCCACCACCAGAUGCAUUUAAGAAAUCGCUGUACUCUCACCCCUGAAGAUGUGCAGAAGGCAGUAUAUUUACUGUGUCCUAGGAAACUAGCUAAGCAUGCAGUGGCUUUUGGAAGUGAAGUGGUCCACAGAUUUGUCCACUCCUGA